This is a messenger RNA of Rotaria socialis, 300 nucleotides long. NCBI's taxonomy places the organism in Eukaryota, Metazoa, Rotifera, Eurotatoria, Philodinida, Philodinidae. The record is from the annotation of a GenBank genome assembly.
AUGUUUGAUGAAAAACAUGUUACCAUUGCUGAUGUCAGUAUAACAAGUUUCUUUCGUAAUUUAUUUAUAGCCAAUGCUAAAUUUGACGUCGAACGAUAUCCAUUUACUUUUUCAUAUGUUAAUAGAAUACUUUCGUUAUCAUAUUUUCAAUCGCUAAUUCCAUUUGAAAAGAUUAGUAUCGCCACUCCAAUUUCAAAUCAUCGAACGGCAUUAGCCAACGGGAAUGCUCCAAUUAGUAAUGAAACAUUUGGGAUUGACAAACCAAAACCCGGUGCAUUUUCCGAACGACCAUCAUCAUAA